CGUCCACACCUCACACCUGCAGAGUGCGGCCAGUGCGAGUGGGUGUGUCCCGAUACUGUGAAGGUUUGAUGACACACAUGACGCCACAGAGCUGGUAGCCUCGGACGGAGACAGGUUAGCCAUGGGGAAGACAGGUGGAAGAGGCGACUUUGAAUGGGUGUACAAUGACCAGCCACACACUUCGAGAAGGAAAGAAAUCCUGGCCAAAUAUCCAGAGAUCAAGUCUCUGAUGGGUCCGGAUCCCCAGCUGAAGUGGGUAGUAUCGGCAAUGGUCCUGACCCAGCUACUGGCCUGCUACCUGGUCCGUGAUGUCUCCUGGAAGUGGAUCUUCUUCUGGGCUUAUGCUUUUGGGGGUUGCAUCAACCACUCCCUGACUCUGGCGAUCCACGACAUCUCUCACAACGUGGCCUUCGGCAACAAGUUGGCAAAGUGGAACCGCUGGUUUGCCAUGUGGGCCAACCUGCCAAUCGGGUUGCCUUACUCUGCCUCCUUUAAGAAGUACCACAUCGACCACCAUCGCUAUCUUGGUGGGGACCAGCUGGACGUCGACAUCCCAACAGACGUUGAGGGAUGGUUCUUCUGCACCCCGGCCAGGAAGGUCCUCUGGCUCUUCCUCCAGCCUUUCUUCUACGCCCUUCGCCCGUUGAUUGUGAAUCCUAAACCCUUGGGUCAGCUGGAGAUCCUAAACGCAGCCGUUCAGCUCACAGCGGACUUAAUUAUCUACUAUCUAUGGGGGAUCAGGCCCAUUGUUUACCUUAUUGCAGGUUCCAUCCUGUGUAUGGGACUUCAUCCCAUCUCUGGACAUUUCAUAGCUGAGCAUUACAUGUUCCUGAAGGGACACGAGACCUAUUCCUACUAUGGAUCACUGAACCUGAUCACCUUUAACGUUGGGUAUCACAUGGAGCACCAUGACUUCCCGAGCAUACCUGGCAGUAAACUACCCCAGGUAAAGGAUAUUGCAGCAGAAUAUUACAACAACCUGCCUCAACACACUUCCUGGAUUCGGGUAUUGUGGGACUUUGUGUUCGACGACAGCAUCGGGCCGUACGCCAGAAUCAAACGGGAGUACAAGCUGAGCAAGCAGCAAUAGAUCUGUGAAUCUGAAAUGUGAAUAUCAGUUGUUCCAUAUGAAUGGAGCCGUUUCAAAUAAUAUUAUACUUAUUUUGUCUUGUUAUUGUCACUGUUGGUAAACUGUCUUCUUAAAUGAGUUGUAUACUUGACCUUUGACACAUUUCAGUUGCAUACAUGUGAAAGAAAAUUUAAAUAAAUAUAGCUUGUUUCCUUACCUCACUAUUUAUUUAUUCACGCAGAUGGGCGGCUGCCGUGAUUGUGAGAUAAGAUUUAUUUGAAUCCAGAAGGGACUGAGAAAGGCAACAUAAUGACAAAAAGCUAAUUAUUUCAACACAAAUAAAACCCUGAUUUCACGUACAUUCUCAUCCGCAUUAACAGAAAUAACACUUAACUCCUGUUUCGUGCCUACACAGAUUCUCGCAUUACUUGAUACGUUUCACACCUCUCAGGCAGGGCAGAUGUGAAAAAUAAGCCACGAAACUUACCUUUUGAGUAAGAAGAGCCUUUUCUUCCGUAACGCCCCAUUCUGCAUGUUCACAGCUAGUCGGAAUACAUUAUAACACUAACGCCUUUUAUAAUGCAAAAAAAAAGUAUUUGGAAAAUUCCACUUGUGUGCCACAAAUGGAGCCUCUUUUGUUCUAGUUUUUAGCGGUGAGCGAGGCUGAAGUAACUCUGUGGUCAUUUCAUGCUGCUCAGAGAGUCUCUUCCAGUCUUUCUGUGAACACUGGCCCUGAAUUGAAAGACCUUCUAUGUUGUAUUAAGUUUUUUGUAUUCUUUUGUCUUCCCACUUAACUAAAAUGUUGUGAUUGAUUAGCGUGGGCUUUGUUUCUAUUUAAAUGACUGUACUAUAUUUAAAAAAAACAACCUUGAAAAAUCUUUAACGAAAAAACUAUAAAAAAUAUGACUUUGUGGUUGAUUUUCCAUUUGCUUUUCUUUCCCUGUAAACUUUCCACACACAAAACAAAAGGGAACACACAUA
Pungitius pungitius (ninespine stickleback) is the source of this 2050-nucleotide messenger RNA. It is a transcript of the gene degs2, whose product is annotated as delta(4)-desaturase, sphingolipid 2. Gene Ontology annotation, biological process: sphinganine metabolic process; ceramide biosynthetic process. Gene Ontology annotation, molecular function: sphingolipid delta-4 desaturase activity. The transcript is spliced from 3 exons. The record is from RefSeq and is a predicted model, not a curated record. The coding region runs from base 122 to 1090 and encodes 322 amino acids. Gene Ontology annotation, cellular component: membrane. NCBI's taxonomy places the organism in Eukaryota, Metazoa, Chordata, Actinopteri, Perciformes, Gasterosteidae.